This is a messenger RNA of Mus musculus (house mouse), 5104 nucleotides long. RefSeq names its product solute carrier family 5 (sodium/glucose cotransporter), member 12 (gene Slc5a12). The transcript has 15 exons. The record is from RefSeq and is marked validated. The coding region runs from base 304 to 2175 and encodes 623 amino acids. Gene Ontology annotation, cellular component: membrane; plasma membrane; apical plasma membrane. Lineage: Eukaryota; Metazoa; Chordata; Mammalia; Rodentia; Muridae. Gene Ontology annotation, molecular function: transmembrane transporter activity. Gene Ontology annotation, biological process: sodium ion transmembrane transport; lactate transmembrane transport; monocarboxylic acid transport.
CCUACUCCCUCUACCCCCCAGAAACUUCAGGAGUCUUCUGUCAGAUGUUGCAGAAGAAACGCAGACAGCUAGUGGCCAGAAUCUGAUCCCAAUUUGUCAUUUUUUCCCCCUUGGUGUCAGUUUCACAGCCAGCUUUAGAGAACUUUGAGGACUGUUGAGUAUCUGAAAACUUAGACAUGGAUGGAUGAUCUUCAACUCUUCAGAGAACCAAAUUCUUCCUUCCAUCUGAAAAAAGUUUUGGCUGUUGGAAAUAUCUCAGUGAGCCCUGCUUGAAAGAGACUCUCUUGUGUUCCACUUCCAAGCAUGAGGGUGAAGAACUUUGAAGCUUGGGAUUAUGUUGUGUUUGCAGGUCUCUUCGUCAUUUCCUCUGGAAUUGGCGUGUUCUUUGCCAUAAAGGAGAGAAAAAAGACAACAUCUCGGGAAUUCUUAGUAGGAGGAAGGCAAAUGAGCUUUGGCCCUGUAGCUUUGUCUCUGACAGCCAGCUUCAUGUCAGCUGUCACUGUCCUGGGGACUCCUGCUGAAGUCUACCGCUUUGGGGCAUCCUUCUUCCUUUUCCUCAUUUCAUAUGUAUUUGUGGUCUUUUUCACAUCUGAGCUCUUUCUUCCUGUGUUCUACAGGUCUGGCAUCACAAGCACCUAUGAGUACUUACAGCUACGAUUCAACAAGCCAGUUCGAUAUGCAGCAACCAUUAUCUACAUCGUACAGACGAUUCUCUAUACUGGAGUCGUGGUCUACGCCCCUGCUCUGGCUCUCAACCAAGUGACUGGUUUUAAUCUAUGGGCCUCUGUGUUUGCAACAGGAAUCGUUUGCACAUUCUACUGUAGUUUGGGGGGUUUAAAAGCAGUGGUGUGGACAGAUGCAUUUCAGAUGGUUGUCAUGAUUGUGGGCUUCUUAACAGUCCUUAUCCAAGGAUCAAAUCAUGUUGGUGGCUUCAACAAUGUGUUAGAAAAAGCAGGAAACGGAUCCCGGCUACACAUUGUUGACUUUGAUGUAGAUCCUCUAAGACGGCACACUUUUUGGACAAUUACAAUAGGAGGAACUUUUACUUGGCUUGGAGUCUAUGGAGUGAACCAAUCAACCAUCCAGAGAUGCAUCUCUUGCAAAACAGAAAAGCAUGCUAAGCUUGCCUUGUACUUUAACUUGUUGGGUCUCUGGAUAAUUGUGGCGUGUGCCGUCUUCUCUGGCUUGAUCAUGUACUCCCACUUCAAGGAUUGUGACCCUUGGACUUCUGGUGUUAUUUCAGCACCAGACCAGCUGAUGCCAUAUUUUGUCAUGGAGAUUUUUGCAACUAUGCCAGGGCUGCCAGGACUUUUUGUGGCUUGUGCCUUUAGUGGAACUCUGAGCACAGUGGCUGCCAGCAUCAAUGCCUUAGCAACAGUGACCUUUGAGGAUUUUGUCAAGAGCUGUUUUCCACACCUCUCCGACAAACUGAGUACCUGGAUCAGUAAAGGCUUAUGUAUCCUUUUCGGUAUUAUGUGUACCUCCAUGGCUGUGGUUGCAUCCCUCAUGGGGAGUGUUGUACAGGCCCCCGGCAUAGUCUCACAAGAGAGAGCUAUAACUGGGUCCUUUCAGCGAAAUCUUGCUAGUGUAUGCUAUGGUGUCAGCAUUUGGAAGCUGAUUAUGGGUGCUCUAGGAGGACUUCUUACUGGAAUCACGUUGUCAUUCUGGGUGGCCAUUGGAUCUUUCAUUUACCCUGCACCAGAAUCCAAGACAUUACCUUUACCUCUAUCAACAGAGCAUUGUGUAGAACUAAAUAUAACAACAACAGUAGCCCCACAGAUUUCCAGCAGACCUGUCCUAGCUGACACAUGGUACUCACUCUCCUACCUUUACUUCAGUGCUGUGGGCUGCCUGGGAUGUAUCGCUGCUGGAAUAAUCAUCAGUUUCCUCACAGGCAAGCAAAGAGGCAAAGACAUUGAUCCACUUUUAAUAAGACCUGUUUGCAAUUUAUUUUGCUUUUGGUCUAAGAAAUACAAAACUCUGUGCUGGUGUGGAGUUCAGCAUGACCGGGAAACAGAGCAGGAUUACCUUGACAGUGGCAGUGCCUGGAAACAAGGGGUUGAAUCUGGCCUACAGAAUGGACUCAAGCAAGACACCUUGGCUCAGAUUCCAGGCUACAACCCUAAAGAAAAAAGCUACAGCAACAGUGUGCCGGAGAAGACCACUUAUUUCUAGGACAAUACAUGCGACAGAUAUCUUUACACACAUGCAUGCAUGUACUUCAUGUCACUUCUUGUUAUAGCCUUGUGUACAGAUUCUUGUCAGAAAAGAGGGAUGUCCAGUACCUAUUUAUACUUAUUUAUAGAAGUGAUAUGACUCAGGAUGUUCUUUGGGAAGACCAAAUUCAGGUGAGAAAAAUCAGCUAAGGCCUGAAGUGCUUCGUGCCACAUAACUCAACAGGACUGAGUUUGAUUGUGAUGAAAGGAGUUAAAGUUUCCUUGAUUCUUGUCAAAUUAGAACUCUGGGUUUAUUGUCUAUUUAUUUGUAGGCUUUUGUUUUGUUUUGGUGCUGAGAAUUAAGCACAGGUCCUUGCUCUUGCAAAAUAUCUGCCUGACCACUUACCCUAGUCUACCUUCUAAAGUUUUAACCAUCAGAACAUCGUGGUGAGUUAGAGGACAAACAUAAAUGGGAAUCUGCACCUUCAAUGCUGCUCUGACAAGGCUGAUAAAAUAGGAAUGACAUCUUCUCAAAGCUCACAUCUCACAUGUAUGUCGACAUGUAGACAGAACCAUGCCCACCUUGUGGCCACAGCUAGAACACUUUACUUCUCUGAGUAUCCUCACAGUGCCUCUGUUAUGCAUUCCAUUAGUCAUUUCUGCUGAGCUAUUAUGACCACACUUUAAGGGCAAUUGCACUAAAUACAAGGGGAGAAAAAUGAGUUUUCACAGUGGGAGCCAUCACAUAUAAAUAUACUAUUCACUUUGUGUUGUUAAAGCAAUGUUUCUUAAUUUCUGUCAUUUAAAAAUGAUAAAUUGGAGCUGGACAGAUGGCUCAGCAGUUAGGAGAACUUGUUACUCUUCCCAAGGACCUGUGUUCAAUUCCCAGCACCUAAGUUGAGUAGCUUAUAACUGCCCAUAAUGGUAGCUCUCGAGGUAAUCUGAUAUCUUUUUGUGACCUUCCUUGACAUUCACAUUCCUGUGCACAUACUUGCACAUAGAUGCAUAUACAUAAUAAAUAAUUAAAACAUUUUAAGUGGAAAAAGUCUAUGCAUAUCCAGAAGUUAAGAAUCGCAUAUACAAAGUUUAAUAAAGGGGAAGUCGGGAAGUCAUGCUUUAUUGAAAGCUGUGAGGUCAGACAGUAUAUUUUAAACGAACCCUGAAAGAACAUAUCAUUUACAGCAGAGAUCAUUAGCCAUAGAGUCUUACAAAUUAUCCAAAGAACUCAUCCAGGUCACAUAUGCAAGCUUAAGUCACACCCUCAGAUGCAAGCACUAUAUUAGUUUUAGUCUGUAUAACAACUUCAAAGUUCUGGAGCAGAACUCAUCCAAACUGAACAAAUAUGCCUUUAUGUAGGAGCAGAGGGAAAUUUGAAAAAAACCAAAAAAAAACCCCAAAAAAAUCCAAAACCAUAUUGUACAGGUCUGGGAACUGUAUUAGUCGUGUGGUGAAGUGGAAGAAAACUACGAAGUGUACAGUCAAUUGGCUCAGCAAGUACCAACAUCUUCCUUUCCUUACUCUCAAAAUGGCAGCUCAGGAUGGUGUUACAGGGCCACAUUCAGUGUAAAUGGAUUAAAUAUGGGUCUAUUUUGCCAUAGAGUGUCCGGAGACUUCUCAAUACAUUGUUGUGUGAGUGGUGAGAUUCUAGACAUGGAAACUAGCCUUUGUGCCUUUUGUGCAUGAUUGUAGACUCUGGUGAGGAUAAGAAUGUCUAUUUCACUAAACUCAUUUAGAUGAUUGACAUUUGUCAUUUUUUGGACCAAAAAAGUAUAGUUUCUUGGUUGACAGAAGGUAUCUGAAUCAAAUGGCUUAGACUCAAACAUGAGUUCUAACAGAAAUUAUCUGGUUGUUUGGAGGAAAGACUUUAAAAGUAUUAGCUUAUUUUCCAAUUAAAAGGAAUAGAAACUAUUUUUAUUUAAUGGAAUUAUUGUGAGAACUUAACCCAGUGACUGGCCAAUUGCCAUUGUGUAGUGCAUGAAAAACUGGUGUUCAUUUUGACUGAAAUUGUUUCACCAUUUCUCUUUGAUGGCAUUGACUUCGAACAUGUUUUACUAGGGUGCUGUGAAAAAAAAAAAGAACUGAUAAGAUAAAUAUAGUUACAAGUCAAAAACAAUGUCCUGAAUUCCCAUGCUCUGGAUUUUAUGCUAGAGUAUCCAUAAAACAUCAUUAAAAUGUCCCACAUUUUCCAAAAUGGGAUGGAUCUUAUCAUAUCCACAAGUUCAUGACUGGAAACAACAUGCUCUAUUGUGGUUCAAGUCUUACACUGGUAAAUUCUAACCUUAAGCAAACAUCCCAAACUACGUUAGUAACUCAGUACCCAGAAGCGAGGGUGAAUCUUAAAAGAGGCAGGGCCAUGGGGUUUACUUUUGUGUAAUUUAAACAGCAUUUUUUGCAUAAUUUUACUAUCUUGUGACUACAGUGCUUCAACAAGAAUAGCAAAGCCCACAAGCUGUGAUGCUUUCACACAGUAUUUAAAAACAAGUAUGAGCAAAAUGUUUUAUAACUUGCUCAGAACAUCAGAAAAUACAAUGCAUGUCAUGCAAAGUCUGAGCUUUCUCUCAUCUGUUCAGAUUUUUUUUUUUCAGGAUAGUUUAGAAAAAAUUCAGAAUUUGUAUAGUGUCUGUUUGUAUAUUUACAGAUUCCAUGUAUUUCAAAAUCAGUUGUAGCUUUCGAUUAAUAGAUCACUGCUGGGUUAUUUCUAUUUAUAGUUCUUGGAAAGAUUAAGUGCUACAGUUUCAUACUACUGAGGAAGUCAAUAAAAAUUCGCAAACAUGUAAAUGACACUCAAAGGUGUACUUUUCCAAUACAUUAUUUUUGGGGUUUGAUGUAUCAGAAGUCUUCAAAAUAGAUUUACACUCAUUUAUAUAUAGCUACUUAAUAGAAAUAUAACUGUUUGGUUUCGAACCCAGGGACAAGGGACUGAAUAAAGUGCUUAUUUUACACACCAA